Phalacrocorax carbo (great cormorant) is the source of this 5100-nucleotide messenger RNA. Lineage: Eukaryota; Metazoa; Chordata; Aves; Suliformes; Phalacrocoracidae. The record is from RefSeq and is a predicted model, not a curated record.
GAGUGUAACAGGCAGGGCCUGGUGUAGCCUGUUGCCUUCCUCAGUGUCUUGCUGCUGCUCCCGUUUCAGGGGAGAAGCUACUCUUGACAGAGCUGUGGUCAAGAGACUCGCCAAGAGGGUUGUCCUCAUUCUAGGUGCUGCAAAAUAAACUGUGGUGUCUGGGGAUCAUGGCUACAGACCCACUCUCGGAGCUUCAGGAUGACCUGAACUUGGAUGAUACCAACCAGUCCCUCAGCCAGCUCAAACUGGCUUCCAUAGAUGAUAAGAGCUGGCCAGCAGAUGAAGCCCCUGCUUUUCCCAAAUCAGAGGACUCCAAAGGCUCCCCUGAGCCCGUCACUCAUCUGCGGUGGGAUGAUCCCUACUAUGAUAUCGCCAGGCACCACAUUGUGGAAGUAGCAGGUGAUGACAAAUAUGGAAGGAAAGUAAUUUUGUUCAGUGCCUGCCGGAUGCCCCCAAGUCAUCAACUUGAUCACGUGAAACUGCUGGGGUACCUGAAAUUCACACUGGACCAGUAUGUGGAGAGUGAUUACACACUGGUGUACCUGCACCAUGGCCUGACCAGUGAGAACAAGCCAUCCCUGAGCUGGCUGCGGGAUGCCUACAGGGAAUUUGAUCGCAAGUACAAGAAGAACAUCAAAGCUUUGUAUAUUGUGCACCCAACCAUAUUCAUCAAGACCCUGCUGAUCCUCUUCAAGCCUCUGAUCAGCUUUAAGUUUGGACAAAAGAUUUUUUAUGUGAACUUCCUUAGUGAGCUGGAGGAGUAUGUCAAGCUGGAACAGUUGGGGAUCCCAAGACAAGUGCUGAAAUACGAUGAAUAUCUGAGAUCCUUGCAGAAACCUUCACAAGUGCCCCAGAAGCCAACACCCCCACGCCCACCGCUGCCAAACCAGCAGUUUGGAGUCUCGCUGCAGCAUCUCAGGGAGAAGAGCCCUGAUCAAUCUCCUGUUCCUCUGGUGGUCAGAGACACUGUUGCUUAUUUGCAAGAGCACGCUCUUGCUACAGAGGGGAUUUUCCGGAGAUCAGCAAAUACACAGGUUGUCAGGGAGGUCCAGCAAAAAUACAACAUGGGUGUGCCUGUAGAUUUCCAACAGUAUGAAGAUGUCCACCUCCCUGCUGUCAUUCUCAAGACCUUCUUGAGGGAGCUACCUGAGCCCAUCCUCACUUUUGGCCUCUACAGCCAUGUUGUCAGCUUCCAGAGUGUGGAGGAGGUGAAUCGUGUGGAUGUUGUUCGCAAAACACUCCAGACUCUGCCAGAAGAGAACUACCAAGUGCUCCAUCUACUGACAGCCUUUCUGGUGCAGGUCUCUGCUCAGAGUGACAGAAACAAGAUGACAAACACCAACCUGGCAGUUGUGUUUGGCCCAAAUCUGCUGUGGGCCAAAGAUGUAGCCAUCACCCUAAAAGCCAUCAACCCCAUCAAUACCUUUACCAAGUUCCUGCUGGACCACCAGAAGGAGCUUUUUGAGGAUGUGGAGGCCUGAAUCCAGGCCAGCCGACACCAGCACACUGUGCCCACCUUCCCACCUUUUUUCCCACCUUGUCUUGGGAGCUGUGACCAAGCUGUCUCCAAUGCAAAGGGACCAUUGAUCCUCUGGGUGAUGAGCAGAGCGAGGGCUGUGGAGAUAGAUGGUGGAGAGAGUGUGUAGGUAAGCGAGCAGGACACCUGCUGCUCCGGAUGGGGAAGGGGAGCUGGUGUCCCAGCUGCUGCUGGGUGGAGUCCUAACCCACCUGCCAUUCUGUGCAGCUCUUGCAGGGCUCAUCACCAGCCUGCUGCCCUAUCAGAUGACCUGCCUUCUUUUCCUCCUUCCCUCACGUGCAGUUUUUCUGCCCUCCUUGGUCCCUUCCUCAGCAAAGAUCUUUUUAUGUUUAAGCUCCCAAUAGCUCCAGCUGGGCUGUCUGGGCUAGGGCAGGCUCGCGGUGUUUUGUGGCAGAGACGUUCCUGCUGUGAGUGCCAUUUCUCAGCGCUGAACCUGCAUCCUGCCUUUCCCCAGAGGCACCUAAAGCAGGGAGGGAAGCCAGGCAGCCCUUGUGCUUCAGGUGGCAGCGUGUUCUGCACUUGCAAGCACCACUCGCCCCGAUGCAUUUGGCCGGCAAGUGAAGAACAGGCUCACAGCACACAGGCUGUAUACCUGUCAGACUCUGAUAUAAGGAAGCUGAAUUUAUCCCAAACCCCUCUGGGAUCACCCACUCCAGGUACUCUUCAGUGUUCACUGGGGUGUAGUGGGUGAGGUGGCUCCCAUAGUUACCCGGCUCAGGUGCAUUUGUCCCUCCAGCAGCAUUUCCAGCCUGACUCAUGCCGGACCUGGCUGUGCGGGGGGGCUGGCUGGGGCCCUUUGGGAGCUGGUGAGCCUGAAUGGCAGGGAGCAAGCGCCCUGGUGGCGCUGCGUGGCUGCACACGCUGAGGAUCACUGCCUUUCCCCAUGGCAGCAGCACAAGACCUCUCCCUUCUCCGUCAGGCCUGUGUAUCUGUGCUGGCUGGCACAGACCGCCUUGGCUAGUUGUCUUUCUGAGCAGAGCUUUCCUCAGUACAGCCUAACAGAGAGCAUGGCCUUGAGGGAAGCUCUGGGGACUGGGGCUAACCCUCGCUGUGGAGUGCACCAGGCCUAGAUUAUGGAUUUCCCAGGUGCUGAGCACUCAUGUGCCAAAGCUGUGAGGGAACAGCUACUCCAUGCCAAGGGCCUUUGCCCCAUCUCCUCCUCGGUUUGUACUUUCCUUCCAUCCUACCACGGAAGCCUGGUCAGAUGCAUUCUGUAUGCCCUGGGCGUGCUGGAGAGAUCAGGUUGUCCGCAGGGCAGGCUCAGAGCAGGGUGGGCCUGGCACCCUCCCGAAGCAGCUGCAAUACUGUUAGGACAUUACUGUUGGCUUUGGGUUGUGGCGUUCCCGUUACCUGAGCUCAAAGAGAUCGCCCUCCUUAGCCUGGGCCCGGCAGGGUUGUUAGUAGGGUGCUUCUAGCCUUACUCCACUAGUGUGUUUUAUCUUUGUAUCUUGUGCCCUGUGUGCCCGGGCCAGUCCUCCCUGCCGCAUCUGGCUACAGGGACAAAUCUUUUGGACCAAGCAGAACUAAUUUUUAAAAAGCUACUGGAUGCUAAAUAGGAUUUGCUUUUUCAUAAUAUUUUAGCCUGCCUUUAAACACUGACAGAAGUUGGUGCCCCAGUUGUACUCAAAAUAAGUGACAUCAGCUGCAGGAAUGGAAAUUGCUCUUUUUGCUAAGCUCUGGAAUGGGGAUGGGUGCAAACACAGGCAGCUCUGCGGGGCAGUGCGGAUCCGGCCACCUGGCUUGGAGGAGGCACACCAACAUAUGGGUGGGGACAGUGAGCAAGAGACUGGGCGUUACUAAGGCUGGAGCAAGAGAGAUUCUAGGAGAGGGCUGGGUCUGAUCCCUUCUACAUACUGGGGAACUUUGCCCUAUGGAGUCUACAAGGCUGCUUACUCUCCCUCUUCUAAGAGUAGGAGUCAUUCCUGUUUGGCCAGGACAUGAAUUGUUUCAGCCUGAACAAAUCACAGCGGUAAUCAUAUAAACGCUUUGGAGGGAGAGAUACUCAGCUCCUAAUUCACCUGCAGUAUCUACUAGAGUAAGUUAGCAGGGCUGAUGUGCUGUGGAAGAGUAAUCUCCUGGGAGGGACAGUGUGAAGAGCGGUGCACUUGCCCCAGUGCUCGCUUUAAGAGGCAAGGCUUUCUGGGCAGCCUGGGAGGAGUGGGGAGGCUGAGGGAGCCCAGUGCAGUCCCCUUUCCCUGCAGGCACCCCCCCAGUUCUGCGUAGGUUUCAGCAUGGAGGGAGACGCGGUGAUUUGACUGUAUCUGCAGCUGACACUGGCCUCAUUUACAUCCCCCUAGAGGAUGUAACUUCUCCUGCAGCAAAAGAGCCCAAGGUCAGCACCUUGGGGCUGGAAGUGCCUGUGUGCUGGGGCGCUAAGCCUCGGCCUGACGUGCAGCCCCAGCUCCCUGGGCAGGGUGGCACGUUCCGGCCCUGUGCAGCAGCAAGGACCGUUCCAUGCCCAGUAGCAAGAGGAGCAGUGCUGGGGUAGCUUAGCUCCUCUCCGGGGGGAGAGGAGGGAUAGCUGCAAGUCUGUGUUCUGGCUGGAGUUUGUUUGGUGGGUGCUUUUUAUUUUUUAAAGUGAAUUCUUGAAAUAAUGUUCCUUUUCAGCAAAAUAGAGACUGGUGCACCCCCUGCAGGCAGGGAUAAAAGCCUGCUCCAGUUCAGUGCCUGCAGGAAGCAGAUAAAUGCUUGCAAAUCCUGGAAGGGACCCUGUGAAAAUAUCCCCUUUCCUCUGCUGGUCCACGUUCUGGAGCUGCCGGGGGCCCCAGAGCAGGCCCAGUAACCAGGGUUGCUUUUGCAGUCUGCUCUCCUGAAUGCCUUGUAUGGAAAUGUCCCUCCUGUGACUUGAGCAAGGAACUGGCCGGGGCUCGCCCGCAGCCCACGCUGGGGGGAUGGCCGCCAGGGCCUGCGUCUGUCAAGCCCAAGGAGGGUUAAAUUCCUUCCUCACCUGAUCAGCCUCGUUGCACAGGCAGCAUGUUGGCUGGGCAGCUUUUCUCUGCUACGUAUAGGUGGGGGGCAGAAUCGGAUUAGGGUGCUGGUCUUUUGUGUUGGUGUUCUCCUUGCUGUAGAGCUGGCCAAGGGUGUCUUCCAUGGCUUGUCUUUCAGGUUAGCUAUUAGCCAUUUUACCCUGUGGGGGUACUUGUUCCACUUCAGCCCUCUUUUUGGCACCUAGACCAUUCCCCUCUGCUAAGCCUCCCACUGUCUUAAUGGCCUCUGAUCCCUCCCUGCUCCCUGGCCCAAGCUGUGUACCAGCACCCAAGCUUUUGGGUGGUGCAGGGGAUGCUGCGGCCACCUGCAUGCCUUGUGGCAAUGAUUGCUAAUUUGAGAGAGCUGAGGGCCAGUUCGGUCCCUGCUUCCUCUUUCACGCGCAGGGGAUCCUGUGCAAAAUUUUUGGCUCCACUGUUUUGCUGGUGCUCCCUGCCGCCUUUUCCGUUGAUGUUCGUCAGGCAUGGGGCCAGGGUUUUGACGGUUCACAUUGUUUAUUUCCUUCUAGUCUGCAUCAAUCUUAUAUUUCACAGUUUGCACUUUUUGUAUUUCAAUAAAAAUCAAAAUGUAAUCCCAGA